AUGGGAAAUUUCUUUAAUAGAUUGGGCUUCAUAGCUUCGACUAUUGUAGACCCAAUUGGCCGUGUUGGAGGGAUAUGGAUUGUUUGGGACACAAACCAGGUUAACGUGCGAGCUUCUUCAGUCAAUUCCCAGGCUAUUCAUGCCACCAUCCACAAAGAAGAUUAUGAUAAAUGGGUCUUAGCAGCUGUUUCUGCUAGCCCAAAUCCUGUUGUGAGAGAGCAACUAUGGGAUGAUCUAGAGGCAGUGGCUAUCAACAUGUCUAAACCUUGGUUGGUUGCCAACGAUUUCAAUGAUUAUGCUAACCAAGGAGAAAGAAGAAGCUUCAACCCAAGACACAAUGCUGUUAGAAAUCAGAAGUUCUUGGAUAGGGUCAACAAUUGUAUUCUGAUUGAUUUAGGGAGCUUUUGCCCAAAAAUGACAUGGACUAAUAACAGACAGGGUCUUGCCAACACAAUGGAAAGAUUGGAUAGGGCUAUGAGCAACUCAGAAUGGCAAACCAUGUUCCCGGAGGCCACUGUGAGAGUCCUUCCUAGGACUUAUUCAGACCAUUCACCUCUUUUGGUCUACACCCAAGGUAUGCAUACCCUCAAUCCUCUCAUUCGGCCUUUUAGAUUUGAAGCUGCUUGGAUCACAUACCCUGGUCUUCUUGAUGUUAUUAAAUCCUCCUGGUCUGAUAUGAACCAGAAUCUCAUUGAUUCCACUGCUGAAUUCACCUGUCGAGUUAAGGAGUGGAACAAAGAGGUUUUUGGUAAUAUCUUUCAAAGAAAAAGGCACCUCCUUGCUAGGAUAGAAGGCAUACAAAGAUCCUUAGCUAAUUACUUCUCUCAUAACCUUCAGUCUCUUGAAAAGGACCUUAUUUUUCAAUAUAAUGCUUGUUUGUUUCAAGAAGAAGUUUUAUGGUUCCAAAAAUCUAGAUCUAAACAUAUCACUCUAGGUGAUAGAAAUUCUAAAUAUUUCCAUGUUUCCACUAUUACCAAGAGAAGAAAGAAUAAAAUCAAUGCUCUUAAAGAUACUUCUGGUAAUUGGAUCACUGAUUCUGUUAAUAUCAAGGUCAUUAAUGAAACUCUUAUUGUGCUUAUACCUAAGAUUGAUAAUCCUGAAAACAUUAGGCAAUUUAGACCCAUUAGCCUAUGCAAUGUUUCUUAUAAAAUCAUUACUAAGCUUAUAGUUGGUCGUAUUAGACCCCUUCUUGACAAUUUGAUAUGCCCUAAUCAAAGCAGUUUUAUACCUGGAAGGAACACCACUGAUAACAUCAUCAUCACACAAGAAAUUCUGCAUUCUUUAAGAAAUAAGAAAGGAACUCAAGGUGGCAUGAUAUUUAAGAUUGACUUGGAAAAAGCUUAUGAUCGAUUGUCCUGGGAUUUCAUCAAAGCUACUCUUCUUGAACUAAAACUUAAUGAUAAUUGGAUUGAGUUAAUCAUGAGUUGUGUUUCUAACCAACACUCUUCUAUCUUGUGGAAUGGUGAAAUUAUUGAGGGUGUCCAGAAUGGGAGAGGGCUCAGGCAAGGUGAUCCCCUUUCCCCUUACCUAUUUGUGCUUUGUAUGGAAAGGUUAUCCAAUAUGAUCAACUUUAAAGUUCAUCAGGGUUCUUGGAAAGGCAUCAAGGCAUCUCGAAAUAGCCCUUCUGUUUCCCAUUUGUUUUUCGCUGAUGACCUCAUCCUUUUUGCUCAAGCUAACCAAAUGAAUUGUGACACUAUAAUAGAUGUUCUUUGUGAAUUUUGUGAGGUGUCUGGUCAGAAAAUCAACUAUGCUAAGUCUAAACUCUUUAUUUCCCCUAAUAUCCCUAGACUUUUAGCCAAAUCCAUCAGCUCCUCUAGUGGCAUUCCCCUAACUCAGGAUCUUGGUAAAUAUCUAGGCUCACCAUUACUUCAUAAGAGAGUUACUAAGAGCACUUUCAAUGACAUUCUUGAGAAGAUGAAAACUAAACUAUCAGGUUGGAAAGCCAAAAACCUUACCAUGGCCGGGAGAGCAACUCUUAUCCAAUCUGUUACCUCUGCUAUUCCCUCAUAUAACAUGCAAACUAUGGAGCUUCCUAGAAAACUCUGUGAUGAGAUAGAUAAACUCAAUGGAAAUUUCCUUUGGGGUGACUCUGAGAAUCACAAGAAAGUCCACCUCGUAAACUGGGAUAGUGUGUGCAAAAGAAAAGUUGAGGGAGGCCUAGGCAUUCGCAAGGCUAGAGCUCAUAACGCUGCUCUUCUUACCAAACUUGGGUGGAAAAUCCUAUGUGAUAAGAAUAAGCUUUGGUGCAAAAUUCUUCAUUCCAAAUAUUUGAAACAUCAUAGCCUUUUUACUUGGCCUCAGAACAAGCAAGCUUCUCACAUUUGGCGAAGCAUUCGCAAAAAUAGGGAUAUCCUCCGUAAGGGUGUUAAAUGGGUUGUUGGCAAUGGGGAACACAUUUCCCUUUGGAAUGAUUGGUGGUGUGGUACUCAAUCUUUAGCUCAAAUUAAUAACACCUACCAAUCCAAUGAUCUUGAUAAAGUUAGCUCUAUUUUAGACGAUGAGGGAAAUUGGGAUACUGAGAAACUUAAAACCCUUGUCACUAAACAGGACUUGCAUGAAAUUCUCAAAAUAUACAGACCUAGGUUUGUUACCUUUACUGAUGCUCCUGCCUGGAUUGGAUCUACCUGUGGUAAUUUUAAUACUGGCUCUGGUUUUAACAUUAUUACUAAUUCUGUUGUGGAUGGCAGGGAUUGGAAAUGGAUCUGGAAAGACCGUAACAGACUGGUUUUUGAUAACUUCUCAAACUCCACUCAAAACAGUCUUAAGUCCAUUUGGGACUAUGUGCAUGAAAUUGAAGAGGCUUUUCAAUCCCUUCUCCAUCCCCAUUAUUCUGUACCUAGAUUAAUUAAAUGGUGCCUUCCUCCUGCAGGUAAACUUAAGCUCAACACGGAUGGUUGCUCAAAAGGAGACCCAGGCCAGGCGAGGUAUGGGGGACUUUUGCAAGAUGAAACAGGCACUUGGAUAUGGGGCUAUUAUGGAAAACUGGGGCAAUGUACAAGCAUAGAGGCAGAAAUUUGGGCUAUCUAUGGAGGUCUAACAAUUCUGUUCCAGAAAGGAACCACAAAUGUGGUGAUAGAAACGGAUUCAGAACAGGCCAUACAACAAAUCCAGCAUGGUCCAACUCCAAACUCUCCCUUUAAGGCUCUCAUUGAGGAUGCUAAGUUCCUCCUGCAGAGGUGUGACUGCCCCCUUAUCCACACAUUCAGAGAGGGAAACAAAGUAGCUGAUCUGUUAGCUAAUCUGGGUGUUGCCCAAUCUGAACAUGUUCUGAUCCUUGAGGACCCCCCAACUGAAGCUACUGCUUUUCUCAUAGAUGAUAUGCUUGGAGUCCCUGCUAUAAGGGACUAA
Messenger RNA from Camellia sinensis, 3348 nucleotides. The record is from RefSeq and is a predicted model, not a curated record. Lineage: Eukaryota; Viridiplantae; Streptophyta; Magnoliopsida; Ericales; Theaceae.